UUCUCUACUGACCUGGAACCUGGCAGACAUGGUGACAGCACCUUGAGUUGGGCGUGCUUUCAGGAGAUAACAGCGACCAGCAGCCUCACCUGCCCGUCUCACAUACAAUCACAAACCCUGGCGAUCGGAUGAGAAACUCAAUUUAGAACUGGGCUUCUCUCUGGAAGUGAAAAGAACCACUUAGUGUAUGUAACACCGGAUAAAAGAGAAAGAAAUGGAUGGGAAGAAUACGCAAUCUAUGGAGCUGGUGAAAAGACAGACAAGAUAUGCAUCAUUCCAGGGUCUGCCGGCCAGCAUGAUGCCCGGGGAGGACUUGUUUGUAGCCGAAGAAGACAACAGUUUAUAUUUUACAUAUUCUGGGACUCCAAAUGUGCUUGAGGUUAAGGACCUGCACUACCAGGUCAAUUUAAAUGACCAGAUUCCGUGGUACGAGAAACUCGCCGAGUUUAAAAUGCCCUGGGAAUGGGGUAAAGGUGGCGAGACCUCAGCAAUGACAAACCUGAACGUGAGGGUGAGCAGCGGCCAGAUGCUAGCGGUCAUAGGAAACACAGCCUGUGGCAGGACGUCACUGCUUGACAUCAUUACAUGCAAGGACGAAGGAGGAAAGAUUAAAUCGGGAGAGAUUCUAAUUAAUGGAAAACUCACCACAAAACAGCUGGUUAAAAAGUGUGUAGCUCACGUACGCCAGGAUGACCAGCUCCUGCCACACCUGACGGUUCGCGAAACGCUGUCAUUUAUUGCCAAGCUUCGUCUACCUAAAACAUUCUCAGAGUCGCAAAGGCAAAAAAGGGUGGAAGAUGUCAUAGCAGAACUGAGGUUACGGCAGUGUGCCAACACCAAAGUCGGGAAUGAAUACACUCGAGGAGUAUCUGGCGGGGAAAGACGAAGAGUGAGCAUCGGAGUCCAACUUCUCUGGAAUCCAGGUAUUCUGAUACUUGACGAGCCCACGUCUGGAUUGGACAGUUUUACGGCUCACAACCUUGUGAUCACUUUGUCUCGGCUGGCCAGAGGAAAUCGACUGGUCAUACUAUCAAUCCAUCAGCCCCGCUCUGACAUAUUCCAGCUGUUCGAUCUCGUCCUUCUUCUCUCGUCGGGAACUACUAUAUAUUCUGGAACAGCCAAAGACAUGGUCCAAUACUUCUCUUCCAUAGGAUAUCCCUGUCCCAGAUACAGUAACCCUGCAGACUUUUAUGUGGAUUUGACCAGCAUUGAUAAGCGGAGCAAAGAGCAGGAAAUGCAAUGUCUGGAAAGGACAAGGUCUCUGGCGCAGAUUUUUUGGGAAAAAGUCAAAGAUUCAGAAGAUUUCUUGUGGAAAGGCCACAAUGAAGAAAAUAAGGAAAGGACGCCCAGCGAGGCAUGCUUUAUGAAACCGCACGAAAAAAUCAUUAAUAUUGAUGCACAUGAAACAGAUGACCUGCCUCAAGGAUUUCACCAAUUUUCAGUUUUAUUAAGGCGGCACAUUUCCAAUGACCUGCGCGACCUGACCACCUUACUUAUCCACGGGUUCGAGGCUCUUCUCAUGGCGUUGUUAAUUGGCUUUUUAUAUUACGGGCAAGGGGGAAAUCAGCUUUCCAUACAAGACACCAUCGCCCUCCUCUUCAUGAAGGGAUCGAUCACACCAUUUGCUGUGGUCCUCGAUGUUGUUGCCAAAUGUCACUCGGAGAGAGCUAUGCUUUACCACGACCUCCAGGACGGACUGUAUUCCAUCACUCCUUAUUUUUUUGCAAAGGUCAUUGGGGAACUCCCGGAACACUGUGUUUUUGUCAUUUUCUACGGGGUUCCAAUAUACUGGCUGGCAAACCUGAACCCACAACCAGAAAACUUCCUACUGAACAUCUCGCUGCUCUUCCUCAUUGUGUAUUGCAGCAGGGCGAUGGCUUUAUGGAUGUCGGCUCUGCUGCCCACGCUGCAGAUGUCCUCCUUUCUCAGCAAUGCCCUUUUUACUGCCUCUUAUUUGACAGGAGGGUUUGUAAUUAAGCUGGAAAACCUAUGGACAGUUCCCUUUUGGAUCUCCUUUGUAUCUUUCCUCCGCUGGGGUUUCGAAGGUCUCAUGCAAGUUCAGUUCACCGAUUUGUCGUACGAAUUGUCUGUUGAGAACCUCACCAUCACAAUUCCGGGAGAACUGAUCAUCCAGAACAUGGAAAUGGACUCUUACCCAUUGUUUUCGUGCUACCUCGUACUUAUCGGAAUCAGUGCUGGCUUUCUCCUGCUCUACUUCCUAAGCCUCAAGUUUGUUAAGCAGAAAUCAAGCCAAGAUUGGUAAAACCCAACCAAAAGUGCCAGAUCUCUUAGUGAUGACCAUUCCAACACUGGAUGUAAUUGUUGAGCCCAGAGCUUUGUGAUGAGGUGUAGGAAAACCUUCCAGACUUUAAAGAUUCUGAGUCUACAGUGCGGGAAGAAGUUCGGUUUUGUUUAAAGGAACGGUAAUAGUGAAUAGCGGUAGAGAAGCAUAUAUUGCAUAUACAGCCAUUUCAAUGCAUUCUCUCAUAGUAUGCAACCCCAUCGCAGCCGGUUUUUAAUAAAAAAACACUUUUCCUUUAAAGUACAGCAAUCUGUAUGAACAUAUGUUUAGUGGCUAGGGUACUGCACCAUAUGCUUUUACCCAGCGUGGUAUUUAUGUCCAAUGCUAUCCUAGACCUAACCGCAGCAGCUGUCCCUUGUGCCGCGAUCCUCUUAAAUAUGAUGAGUAUAGAGUCCUAUGGAGCCCACCAUAGUGUAAAGGGACAGGUUUGGGACACGUGGGACAUGUUUGCCUCUGCCCCUUGGACCUGUCUGCCUAAGCCAGUAUACGCUACUUUUACCUCUUUGCACCAGAGGUGUUCUUUGUACAUAACCCUCAAAAUAUUGUUUGGUUUUUUCUUUUGAAAUAUUAUUUUGGUACAAAUGUAGACUUGUUCCCAUUCAUAUUGGAAUUGACUUAUUAUAGCAUAAUUGGUUGUAUUGUACGACUGGCAGCGAUAUUUGAGUUCCAACAAAAGAAUUAUUGCUGGCUUUUGUAAAUAGCAUAUAGUUGAAACGUAAAAAAAAGUAUUUUUUUUUUUUACACUAAAAUGUACUAAUAUAAACGGCUUCUUAUUCUAGAGUAAUUAUAAGAAUAAAAGGGAUUAUUUUGGUUGUACAGUUGUAGUAUAAGAUGGAAACUUAAAUAAAUACAUAAUAAUAAUAAUAAUAAUAAUAAAUAUUGGAUGCGGUUAUAAAUAUGAUUUGUGUUGUGUAUUGCGUACCGGCCACUGGGUGGCAGUAAAAUCCUAAAUUUGGAAGUUGCAGGACAACCCUUUGAUGAUAAACACAUUUCCCCCCAAAACAAGGUUAUAUUUUAGUUUUUAUGUUUGUAUGUAAGUAUUUUGUAUAAAUUACCUAAAAAAAUAAAUAACGAACAAUUUAUCUAAUAAUACAUAUUUGUAGGGUCCAGUGCAAUAAAAUUCAUAACGGUU
This is a messenger RNA of Spea bombifrons (plains spadefoot toad), 3434 nucleotides long. It is a transcript of the gene ABCG8, whose product is annotated as ATP binding cassette subfamily G member 8. The transcript is spliced from 14 exons. NCBI's taxonomy places the organism in Eukaryota, Metazoa, Chordata, Amphibia, Anura, Pelobatidae. Bases 215 to 2263 code for a protein of 682 amino acids. Gene Ontology annotation, biological process: cholesterol homeostasis. The record is from RefSeq and is a predicted model, not a curated record. Gene Ontology annotation, cellular component: plasma membrane. Gene Ontology annotation, molecular function: ATP hydrolysis activity; ABC-type transporter activity; ATP binding.